Messenger RNA from Lasiosphaeria miniovina, 435 nucleotides. RefSeq lists its product as uncharacterized. The record is from RefSeq and is a predicted model, not a curated record. The annotation marks the transcript as partial. The transcript has 2 exons. Lineage: Eukaryota; Fungi; Ascomycota; Sordariomycetes; Sordariales; Lasiosphaeriaceae.
GUUGCCCAGCCGUCCUUUUGGAAAUCCAUGGUCCCCAAGCCGCUGCGCCGUUUCGACGCGCCCAAGAAGCCCAAGUCCAAAGAGUGGAAUCCGGCGACCUUCUUCAUCGUCAUAUUCCUACUGAUCGGCUCCAUGUCCAUACAGAUGAUCGUGCUGAGAAAAGACUUCGGCGCCUUUACGCGCCGGUCCGACGUCCGCAUUGCCCAGCUUAGAGACGUGGUCGAGAGGUUACAAAAGGGCGAGGCCGUCGACGUGGAGAAGGCGCUGGGCACGGGCGAUCCCGAGAAGGAGUCGGAGUGGGAGGAAGUGCUGCAAGAACUUGCGCGCGAACAAUCUUCACUAAAGCCCAAGAGGCGGGGACGCCAGCUAGACGCCAGCCAACCCCCGAACCCCAAUAGAUCUACGUCCGCCUCUCCGGAAUCCGAGCCCGCACAG